AAUACAGAUAAUAAUAAAGAGCUAAAUCAUAUUAAAUCUUUAACUAUAGCAUUAGCACAAAAAAGAAAAAGAGCUGUAUUGCAUAGUCUAAAAAGAAAAACUUUAGAAAGACAACUAUUAGAUAAUAAAAAAAAUAAAGAUUUACUUGAAAUGCAACCAAAAAAAAAGAAAAACAAUAUAAAAGCUAUAUAA
Cetraspora pellucida is the source of this 192-nucleotide messenger RNA. NCBI's taxonomy places the organism in Eukaryota, Fungi, Glomeromycota, Glomeromycetes, Diversisporales, Gigasporaceae. The record is from the annotation of a GenBank genome assembly.